Messenger RNA from Rhodofomes roseus, 1314 nucleotides. RefSeq lists its product as uncharacterized. NCBI's taxonomy places the organism in Eukaryota, Fungi, Basidiomycota, Agaricomycetes, Polyporales, Fomitopsidaceae. The transcript is spliced from 8 exons. The coding region runs from base 1 to 1314 and encodes 437 amino acids. The record is from RefSeq and is a predicted model, not a curated record.
AUGGGGAUGCUAUUAUUUGGAGCGGGGAAAGUUGUUAGGGCCAAGCAGGGGAGGAAUGCAAUCCAGGAUAUUAGGAAGUGCAGCAGACGUGAAUGCAAUACCCCCGGGUGUGUGGGGGCCUACCCGUACCCAUACCCGCAGGGGUCAGGUACCCCCUCGGCGGGUGAGGAGGGCCAAGUUGAGGGGAUGGGGGUGCGAGCGUGCAAGUACACGGGUGCACAGGCGAUUGUGGGCUGGUGGGCAAGCGAGGGGCAAGCGAACGCGCAGCUGGUGAGGAUGCGAGUGAAGGGAUCGUGCGACCGGGCUGGCGUGCAUGCAUACUUAGUGGACUGGCAUGAGUGGGCGAGCCUGGCUUACCGCGGGAUGCCUUUCUGGGGAGUUGAACUGGUGUGCUCAGCGCAGGCACCGGUGCAUUCUCGUCAGCGGGAACCAGGUGGUUGCGAGACGCGCAAAAGGGUUGCGCAGGCUCGCAGCCAGCUUCAUGGCUGCAUGGCGGUGGAUCUUGACACGCUGCAAGGCCGUCUGGGCGUGGCGAGGCCGCUGGAGAAAGGGCGUGAUGUGAUACGUGAUGGGGACAGAGGAGUGGAUUCGUGGGAGGGUACUCACCUACGGCAUCUGCUCACCGCCAGUCCGCCCUCUCUCAACCUUGCCCCUACCCAUCCCGCCGUGUUUGCUUGCGCUCAACCUUGCACGUGUGGCAUUCAUUUGUCGGCUGUGCUUGCAUGCUGGGCAUUGGCCCUGCCUGCUGGUGGUAGGCACGCAAGCAGGCCAGUAGCCGGCUGGUGUUCACUCGGGUUUGUGGCGCAGUCUCGCACCGGUUCUUUGCGCAUCGCGUUGUUUGUCCUUCUCCACAUUGAGUGCAAGAAUGGUGGUGUUUGCGUCAGCAAGGGCUGGGCAGCAGCGAGAUGCAUGGCUGGAUGUGUCAAUUGGUCAUCCAGGCACAGGGGAGGGGGAGGGGAGGAUCGAUGCAAGAGUGGAGAGACUCAAGUUGUGUACUCAAUGUGUUCGGGCGCUCGCGCAAUGGUGCAGUUCCCACGGGAAUUCGAACCAAUGCGUCUGACACGAAGAUGGCCUAAACCUGACACAAAUGGUGGAACACCAAUCCUCAGCCUUUGUGACAAUGUAAUGACCAAUGAUGGCCAUCAUGCUGCCCCUGACAAUGUCAUCAGAGUGCUCUACUCAGGCCACUGGAAUUCAUCUCCUAUGGAUGCCAUCAAAAACCUCCAGACAAUCUCCACACUUGAGCAGAGUUCAGCCCUCAACUCUGACAUUGACUAUGCCUCUGAGGAGGCCUUCAUCCUGGCUGCACUCUGA